Notothenia coriiceps (black rockcod) is the source of this 2076-nucleotide messenger RNA. It is a transcript of the gene rgs7a, whose product is annotated as regulator of G protein signaling 7a. Gene Ontology annotation, molecular function: GTPase activator activity. Gene Ontology annotation, cellular component: cytoplasm; plasma membrane; neuron projection. Gene Ontology annotation, biological process: G protein-coupled receptor signaling pathway; regulation of G protein-coupled receptor signaling pathway; positive regulation of GTPase activity. Bases 1 to 1164 code for a protein of 387 amino acids. NCBI's taxonomy places the organism in Eukaryota, Metazoa, Chordata, Actinopteri, Perciformes, Nototheniidae. The transcript is spliced from 15 exons. The record is from RefSeq and is a predicted model, not a curated record.
AUGGUGGAGUUGGAGGCUCUUCACCUAGGAACUCUGAUGGCUGCACAUGGUUACUUCUUCCCCAUCUCAGACCACGUCCUCACUCUCAAAGAUGAUGGCACUUUCUAUAGGUUUCAGACUCCAUACUUUUGGCCAUCAAACUGCUGGGAACCAGAAAACACAGACUAUGCUGUUUACCUCUGCAAAAGAACAAUGCAAAACAAAGCACGUCUGGAGCUUGCAGACUAUGAAGCGGAGAGCUUAGCAAGGCUACAGAGAGCUUUCGCCAGGAAAUGGGAGUUCAUUUUUAUGCAAGCAGAAGCACAAGCGAAAGUUGAUAAGAAAAGAGACAAAAUUGAGAGGAAAAUUCUCGACAGUCAGGAAAGAGCAUUCUGGGACGUGCACAGACCAGUGCCUGGGUGUGUAAAUACAACAGAAGUCGACAUAAAGAAGUCAUCCAGAAUGAAAAAUCCCCACAAAACCAGAAAGUCUGUGUAUGGGCUGCAGAAUGAUAUCCGUACCCACAGCCCGACCCACACCCCCGCCCCAGAGGCCAAGCAGCCCACAGAAGAAGAACUGCAGGAACAGAUCGCCUUUUGGCAAUUGCAAUUAGACAGGCAUCGACUGAAAAUGUCCAAAGUGGCGGAGAGUUUACUGGCUUACACAGAACAGUACAUCGAAUACGACCCCUUCCUCACGCCUCCAGAUCCGUCCAACCCCUGGAUCUCAGAUGACGCCACACUCUGGGAGCUUGAAGCCAGUAAGGAGCCAGGUCAGCAGAGGGUAAAGAGGUGGGCCUUUGGCAUCGAUGAGGUUCUCAAAGAUCCAGUGGGGAGAGAACAGUUCCUCAAGUUCCUGGAGUCUGAGUUCAGCUCAGAGAACCUCAGGUUCUGGCUAGCGGUGCAGGAACUGAAGAAACGUCCCAUCAGAGAGGUCCCCACCCGGGUGCAGGAGAUCUGGCAGGAGUUCCUGGCCCCCGGGGCGCCCAGUGCCAUCAACGUUGACUCCAAAAGCUACGACAAAACCACUCAGAAUGUCAAAGAUCCUGGACGCUAUGCCUUUGAGGAUGCACAGGAACACAUCUACAAGUUGAUGAAGAGUGAUUCUUACAGCCGUUUCAUCCGCUCCAGUGCCUACCAGGAGUUAUUACAGGCCAAGAAGAAGAAAAGCAAGAACUUGUUCUGAAGGCUCUUGCUUCAGGGGAAAGCACUAGCGUCCAAGAGGCUGACCAGUCGUGUGCCAUCAUGCUAAAAUCAAUGCCAUCUCUCUCUCUGGGACAUGGAGAGGGGGACCAUCUCAUCUCUUUGUCAUCAUUGUCUGUCCAUCCGCUCUCGGCUCAGCCUGGACCGCCUGUUCGUCUGUUGUCCAGCGGAUGUUGCAUGUCCAUGGAGAGGAUGUACCUUCUUUUCUCUCCUCUUACAGUACCUGAUAUAUUUCCAGUAUUCUCAGAAAGGAGGCACUGCUGGACUCGUGAGUACACUGACAGACUGGCGAGAUGAAACAUGCUAUUGAAGAAAAUCAAAUCCUGUGUUCCAGAGCUUUCCAUCAUAACUGCUGGAUCAGAAGCCCCUCUCUCACUUCCAGCUGAAACAAAUGAUGUCAGAGAGAAGAAAAAAAACAAAUAGAAAAAAUAUAUUAAAUGACAGCUUAAACUGAUCAAUCUAACCAAUGUCAUUGCUUUACAUGAUCUGAGGUCACAGAUACUUUGUCACGCUAUGGGAAGUGUUGUGCAGAAUGAAUAUACAAUAUAUAUAUAUUCAUACACACACAUAUAUAUAUAUAUUAUGAUUUGUAUUAUUAUUAUUAUUUAUUGUGCAUUUAUUUUGCUUUGCAUUAUUUUAUUGCACUACAAUAAUUAGCACAUAUGGUUUUCAUUGCACUUGUAAAGUCACAUUCAAAAAUACAAAAAAGCUGUCUCCUGUUUUAUGUAGAACAUAAUUCUUUGUUAUUCUCUCCUGCAUUUAUUUUUAUACCAUAUUUAAAGACACUUUUACUUACUUGUAUUAUUAAAGUUGGCCCUCUAUCUGUUAUUAAUGGCUGUGUUUGGAUUUGUGUUACCUAUAUGAACCACUUAAGCAAUAAAGACAUAGCAUCUAG